CUGAGGCUGAAGCUGUUUUUGAAGCCUGGUGUUUCAGACUUAUAAAAGCUGAGCUCUAAUGGAGCUGAGCAGAAGGAAAGUGCCUCUGUAUGGCCAAGCCAAAGUGUUCGCUCUGCUGGAGGGGCUGGACUCGGUGCCAGAGGAUGCAGAGGUCUAUGUGGUACUGGAAGGAUCCACUCUGGUCCAUGUGACCAGGGCUCACAGUGAUAUCAUGCUCUGCUUUAUCGUGCCUGGACAUAACAUGGCUGAGAUGGUGUCUGUUCAAGCAUAUUUAUUUUCAGAAAGUACAGGACUCAUGUGGGUCGGCGGAGCUUCACUGGAAUAUGUACAAGAUGAUGCACAGGACCUCGCAGAGCACCUGAUUAUCCACGGACAUCGUCUCCGAGCCACAGAUCAUGAGGAGCUAAGCAGCCUCUUCAGCCUGGGCCAGGGGAGUUCACGCUGGGCUAUGGACCGUUGCAUUGCUCUGGCUAUGGCCAACUUGGAUAUUCCACACAGCUGGAAUGUGCUGGGCAGCCAAAGCGGCGAGGAGCACACCCUGAGAGAGUCUCCGUUGCACUUGGCUGUGCGGUUCGGUCUGUGUCGAUUGGCUGAGCUGCUGCUCUGUCAGCCCGGGGGUCUAAUGGCCAUCAACCUGCCCAACGAAGAGAGGGUCACACCUCUGCAGCUGGCACAGAACACAGGCAACUCUGAGCUUUUGGAGCUACUUACACACCCACCCAACCCGCUGACCACACCCCCUGCAGGACUGUCCCAGGUGUGGGUCGACCACUCUCGCCUCCUCAGGUUUUGUCACGAUACAAAAAAUCUGACAUUAACAGUUCGUCAAAACCUGAGGUGGAGCUCAGAAGAAAGUCGACACGCAGACAUCCUACUACUGCGAAACAGGCUCCAUGAUGAGGACUUCCUGAGAGAGAUUAUGGCAUUAAGACGGGAGAAAGUAGAAACUGUCUUGGAAAAAGAACAGCUCGUAGAUGAUCCUGUGGAGAAUGCUCUGUAUCCUGAUAUUGAGGAAGGAAACAUGGUUCCAACAAAGAAUGGGGAUAUUUUUGACUACGAGGAGUCAUUAAUGUUUCCUUUAAAUGAAGAAGAUGAGGAUUAUCUGCUGCAGUCAGACUCAGAAAAAAGUCCAUCCAUUAAAGAGGCCUCAUCUCCAACUCUGUCUGCAGCUGCGAGACUCUCAGCGAUGAUACACGGCAAAGACGGAGAGUUUGCCAAUGGGAAGCUGGUGGAUGACUUGGAUAUUAAGUACCACUCUCCAAAUGAGCAGAGCAGACCAGGCUGGGACUCUUUCUUCGCAGCCCCCUCCACCACCGAGACCUGCUCUUACCCAUCUUCGCCGCUAGCUGAAGCUCGGGACCCCCAAGGGAAAAAAAAGCCUCCUGCUUCUCCAUUCACUUCCUCUCCUGUGUUUCCUUCGUCGCCCCUAGCAUCCGCCUUCCACUUGUUCGAAGGAGGACACAAACGGACCUCACAUACAGUUUCUCCCAGAGUAAACUACAGGGGGUACAGUUUGUCAGAAAGGACGCGAGAGCUAAGUCCAAGUCUUGAGUGUGAUAGUGAAGAAGAGGAUAUCCUGGGACAUUCCUACCCCAUUGCAUCCUUAAGGAAACAGGGAAGUCUGCGCUCAAGCUCUGGAGAAGAGAGGGACUCCUUUGACACGUCACCAGAUGCUGAUCGGACACAUUCUGACAACAAUUCUGCCAAGGGCCCAGACGAGGCUGAGGUUCGCCUGCGCUCGUACUCAUACUCCUCCCCCAAAGCCAAACCGUCACGGCCGCUGCUAAACAGAGACGCUACCAUCUCUGACCCUACAGAAGAGCAAAGGGCAUUCAGCCUGACUGAAACUCCCUCCAGAGAGAAAAGGAUACUGGGUUUCCGUAAACGGGCCCAGUCAGCUGAGGAGGAGAGCAGCGCAUCACUCCAACACCUCACCCUCACAGAGUUCCUCAAAGAGAUUGAGGACGAGGAGUGGGACAGAUACAUAAUUCCCUCUAAAGCUGAAUCAGAGAAGUAUAAAGUCAGUCGUACGUUCAGUUUCCUCAAGAGCAGAAUGACCAGCACACGCAGCAAAACCAAGGUCAAAGUUAAAGACGUCAAAGAGAUAAAAGACAAAGGGACAGUAGCCAGUGGACACCAGUUUGCCCCCAUGUCCCCCUCCGGCUCUGCGCUCUGUGUGGCCUGUGAUAAGUUUGUUUCUGGGAAGGAGCUGCUGCAUUGCUCCAACUGUUUCCUGAAGGUUCAUAAGACCUGCCGUGAGUCUGCCACGGCCUGUGUAAAGAAACAGUCAGAGAAGAAUGCACUGCUGAUGAAAAGCAAGACCCUGUCUCUCCCACUGAACGCAACCAAAGACUCUGUGUCCCUGUUUUCUCCCUCCUCAAUUUCAACAACUGUUAAAGACAAGAGAGAAACAGUGGCCCCUCUCUCUAAAAGCAUGUCCAUCUCCAUAGACAGCAGACAGCUUAACGAUAAGUCGCUGGUGGAUGAUGAAAGUUCUCAGUCGCCUGGUGCCACCUCUUCAGUGACUGAUGAAGGAGCAUCUGUGACCCCUCUGUCCACUGACCAGCUACUAGUCAUCACACAAGAUGGUCUGGGCGGCUCUUUAUUGGGCGACUUGUCAGCGGACGAGCUCGGGCUUGAUGCAGAGUCCUGGAGUCUCGCUGUGAGCCCAGACUUCUGUCGACAACAUGAACGAUUUACUGUAAAACGACAGGAUGUCAUUUAUGAGUUGCUCCAGACUGAGUUGCAUCACAUCCAGACGCUGACGGUGAUGUCGGAGGUGUUUAGGAGAGGCAUGCUGGAGGAGCUGCAGCUGGACCUGGACUGUGUGGUGCGCGUGUUCCCCUGCCUCGACCCCCUCAUCCACUUCCACAAGAAUCUGUUUGGAGCUCUGCAGGAACGCAGGCGGGCCUCAGCCAAACCCCAACAACCACACAAUUACCUCAUUCACAAUAUUGGGGAUAUUCUACUUCAGCAGUUCUCUGAUGAAAAUGCUGAGAAGAUGAAGCAGAUGUACGGAGAGUUCUGCAGUCACCACAAGGAGGCAGUCAACAUUUUUAAAGAUCUGCAACAACAAAACAAGAAACUCCAAAACUUUGUGAAGCAACAGAGCAACAACAUCCUGGUCAAAAGGAGAGAGGUGCCAGAGUUCAUCUUGUUGGUCACACAGCGCAUUACAAAAUACCCAGUUCUACUGGAAAGGAUUUUACAAUACACCAAACAGGGAAGUCAGGAGUACCAGGACUUGUCAAGUGCACUUGUUCAUAUUCGAGAUAUCAUCUCAGCCGUGGACAUGACGGUGAAUAAAUAUGAGAAGAGUCAAGAGCUGCAGGAAGUGCUUAACCGGCUCGAGAACAAAAGCAUAGCCAAGUUGAAGAAUGGCAAAGUAUUUUCCAAACAGGAUCUCUGUAGUAAACACAGAGUGCUGCAGCACAAAGGCUUAGUCUACUGGAAGACAGCAACAGGGCGUCUAAAAGAUACAUUAGCGCUUCUCCUCACUGACGUCCUGGUUUUCCUACAAGAAAAAGACCAGCGUUUUACUUUUGCUGCUGUGGACCAAAAGCCUCCAGUUAUUCCACUACAGAAGCUUAUUGUUAGAGAAGUAGCCAAUGAGGAAAGAGGAAUGUUCUUGAUCUCAGCAUCAUCAGUUGGUCCAGAAAUGUAUGAAGUUCACACUAUUUCCAGAGAAGAAAGGAAUGCAUGGAUGAGACAAAUACGUCAAGCAGUAGAAAGUUGUCCCGAGGAGGAAGAGGAAGAAGAGCGCAGCAAUGAAUCUGAGGAGACAAAACGAGCAACAGAAGCUAGAAUUCAAAAGAUUACCCAAUUUCAAGAAACACUGCUGGCUCAGGACCAGAUGAUCUGCAACACUCUGGAGGAGAAGUUGGAGCUUUAUGCUGAACUCACUGAGCUCAGCCUUGGCUCUCCUGAACCUAUACCACAUCGCCACCUGCUGGUACAAGUGGACAGUGACGCUCCCAGACUGGCUUCAACACUGCUCACUGCUGCUCUAAAGGAAGCUGAAAACUUGAUGAGCGUCCUUCAGAGCCGGGAUGGGGCCGUUGUUCAGAGCCCGCACUACACCGGAGUAGAGUCGAACAGUGAAGACAGUGUCCAGGACGUGCCCUCAGAGCCGGACUAUCUGAGCACACUCAGUAUCAGCUCCUCCUGUUUAGGAUUGGACAGUGAUCUGACAGAUGAAUGGAGCGCUGAGCCGAGAAGAGGAGAGGGCAAAAAUACACUGAUAAAGGUGGCUGAGAGUGUCCAAAGUCUGACUCAGCUCCUGUAUAGUCUACAGGCGACUGUGAGCCUCCAGGACAGCAGCUGUGAGAUUCAGAAACUACUGCUUCAGGAGGGAGAACUGGCGCCACUGCGAGCUCUGCCCUCUCUCCAAAACACGGAACAGGAGAAACCAAAGACUUCUGAUAAGAAAAAAGAGGAUGUGGAAAAGAAAAAAGAAGCGGAUGAAGUUCAGAAACUGCAUUUGAAACUGAAACAAGAACAACAACGCUGGGACAAAGAGUGUUUGGCCAGAGAGAAACAGCAGAGUGACCAGGAGAAUGAGUUGAGGCAGCGAGAGCAACAGUGUCUCCUGGAGGCUGAACGACUGCGCUGCGAGCGAGAGGAGUUUGAGAUCCAGCUGCUUGAGUACCAGCAGAACAUGGACAGGCUGAAGGAGGGACAGAGGAGUGUGGAGAGAGAGAAGGAGAAGAUUGAAGCCCAACAGAGACUGCUUCAGAGCUGGAGACACAACCGCCAAAGCAGCCUCCCGAUCACAAUACCACCGCAGCACUACCAGGUGCCCAGCCAUAGUCACUCAAGUAGCCUGGAUGGUAAUUGCACUAUGUAUGAGAAUGAAACCAUUUUGCUCACCACUCUGCAGCAAAGUCACCUCUACCAGUCUGCCAACAACCAUCAACAAAGCCUGCUCUCCGCCCCAAAGAGGAUUCAGAAUGGCCCGCUGAACUCCUCAGGGUACAGCACCAACCUGGGCCUCAGCGCCAGCCUCUACAACAGCCUCAACACUUUACUGAGCCAGGCCCACAGCCGACAGAUGUCUGACCGCCCGCCGUACGCCAACUGUACCUACAACGCAACGCAGCCCAUCAAUGAGACCAUGCACUCCAUCAGCUCCAGAGUCCAAACACAGCCCCCCAAACACACAAACUUCAGCCCUUCACGUGGGAGACAAUCUUUGGAGUCAUGGGGUUCAGAAGUCACAUCAGACGGACUUUUUGAGGAAGACUACUCUUCCUCUCCCUCCCUCACGCCCCUCCUGCCCCCUCAGGCUUACCUCUCACUGGACGGAACAAAUGGGGAUGAGGGCGGCGAGGAGAACAUUGUGUAUCUCUAACAACAUUAGACUAUGUUUUCAACGAAAAGUGCAAUCUGCAAUCCUGGAAGAAGUGGACCUUUUAUCAGAAGGAGGCUUCUUUACGUUAGGUCCAGAAAAUGACACGCACAUUAUUUUAUACACCAACAAAAUGAGUAAAAGUACUAAGUGGUUCUUUUGAUUACUACAGUAUCUUAGGAACAUACUUUUUAUCGUACCUUCAGUUUCAGAUCCUUUCAUUGCCCAGAUGCUGUGCCAAACCUUUUUACAAGAAGCACUUAAAUUUAAAAGCCAUUGAAGUUGUACAGAUAAAAUACAAAUAUAUAUAUACUACUUAUUGUACAGUUUUUUAUGUGUAUAAUUGUAUGAAAGAGUCUAUGUUGAAAAUGUAUAUUCCACUUAUAACUUUGUGAAAUGCCAAAGCA
Molecule: messenger RNA, 5754 nt
Organism: Periophthalmus magnuspinnatus
Lineage: Eukaryota; Metazoa; Chordata; Actinopteri; Gobiiformes; Gobiidae
Product: rho guanine nucleotide exchange factor 28-like
Exons: 39
Coding region: 59-5350 (1763 amino acids)
Biological process (GO): regulation of Rho protein signal transduction
Molecular function (GO): guanyl-nucleotide exchange factor activity
Source: RefSeq, a predicted model, not a curated record